AGCACACAACUCACAUGUGCUUCGAAUAAACACAUUUCGGUCGCACAUAAAUGAUAGUUAUCCGCAUUUUAAAUCGCAUAUUUUUCAAUCUACCUUUAGAAGUAUUUUAGGUGUUGUUUUUUUGUUCUAUACUAGAAAAAUGGCCAAAAAUAAGAAUUUAAAACGCAAACCGGCACCAUUCAACAAAAAUAAACAGAAAGAACCCAUAGAAGAUGAGUCGACAUCAGAUCAAGAAGAAAUAACAUUAAAUUAUGUGGAAAAUGAUGCUGAAUCUUCUGAUUCAGAGAAUGAAGAGGAUGCAGAGCAGUCAUCUGAUGAUGAGUUAAGUUUUGAAAGUGACGAUGAAGGUAACUAUCAACAAAACUUAAACAAAAAACAUCAUGUGCCAGCAGACAGUAGUGAUUUGGAUGAAAUCGAUGAAGAAGACGAAAGUGAAGAAGAUGUGAGCGAUGAGGAACAAAAUGACGAUGAUGUGUAUAGCAGUGAUGGUAGUGAGGAAUUGUCAUUUGAAGAAAAUAGCGACUUGAGUGAAAAUGAAGAGGAGACACCAAGUUCAAGUAAGAAGAAAGUAGUUUCAGUGAAAGAGAAUGGAACAAAAAAGUCAAAUGAUACGAAGAAACCGGGCAAUAAGCCUGUUAGAAACACUGAACCGAAAUCUGUUGUUUUAUUCAAGAACGAAUUGAAUAAGACUGAUGGUAGUUCAGGCAAAAGUAAUAAUAAAUUAGAUGAAUACGAGAAGCACGAUACUGACGACGAGGAAGAUAUUCGAAAUACAGUUGGCAAUAUUCCAAUGCAUUGGUACGAUGAAUAUAAACACAUUGGCUAUGAUUGGGAUGCCAAAAAAAUUAUUAAGCCAACAAAACGUGAUCAACUCGAUGAUUUCUUGAAGCGAAUGGAGGAUCCAAACUUUUGGCGGACAGUUAAAGAUCCACAAACCGGUCAAGACGUUAUACUCAGUGAUGCUGAUAUUGACUUUAUUAAACGUAUUAACUCUCGACGUAUACCCGAUGCCAAUUUCGAUGACUAUACCCCAUGGAUUGAUUGGUUUACAUCUGAGGUAGAAAGAAUGCCAAUCCGUAAUGUUCCAGAUCACAAACGUUCAUUCAUUCCGUCUGUAUCUGAAAAGAAGAAAGUGUCAAAAUUGGUUCAUGCAAUUAAAAUGGGUUGGAUGAAAACGACUGAAGAGCUUGAAAAGGAAAAAGGGAAGAAAGAUCCACAAUUUUAUAUGCUCUGGGAGACAGAUACCGGUAAAGAAGAUAUGCGCCGUAUUCAUGAUCAUGUUUCCGCACCAAAACGUGAUUUACCUGGUCAUGCUGAAUCAUACAAUCCACCACCAGAAUACCUCUUUGAUGAGAAAGAGAUGCGAGAAUGGCAUAAAUUUAAAGAGGAGCCAUCGCGGCGUAAACUACACUUUAUACCACAGAAAUUCAAUUCGUUGCGUGAGGUACCAUCUUACCCUCGAUACAUUCGUGAACGGUUUUUGCGUUGUCUUGAUUUGUAUUUAUGCCCACGUGCUCGUCGCAUGAAACUUAACAUUGAUGCUGAGUAUUUGAUCCCGAAAUUACCAUCACCAAAAGACUUGCAACCCUUCCCAACAACAGAAGCCUUGAUUUAUGAAGGUCAUACUGAUUUAGUGCGUACAAUUACAGUCGAACCGAAAGGCGAGUACUUUGCAUCCGGAUCAGAUGAUACCACUGUUAAGAUUUGGGAAAUAUCAACUGGUCGUUGUAUUAAAACUCUAGAAACUGGCGAAAUUGUACGGUCGGUGGCAUGGUGUCCGAAUCCAAAGAUUUCAUUGAUCGCAAUUGCAAGUGGCCAACGCUUGAUUUUAGUGAAUCCCAAAAUAGGUGACAAGAUGUUGACCAAGAAAACCGAUGAAAUUUUGGUCGAAGCCCCAAAAAUAGAUUUAUUGGAAAAUGAUCGAAUUAAAACGGCCGUUCAGUGGUCAACAAGUGAAGGUGACGAAUAUGAAAAGGGUUUCCGCUUAGUUAUAACACACUUUAAACCAAUCAAUCAAGUUACCUGGCAUGGACGUGGUGACUACUUUGCAACCGUUAUGCCUGAAGGAGCCAAUCGUAGUACACUCAUUCAUCAACUAUCGAAAAGACGUACACAAAUACCGUUUUCAAAAAGUAAAGGUCUUAUUCAGUGCGUCUUAUUUCAUCCAGUCAAACCAUGUUUGUUUGUAGCUACGCAGAAGAAUAUCCGUAUCUAUGAUUUAGUCAAACAAGAAUUGCUUAAAAAAUUAAUAACGAAUAGCAAAUGGAUUUCGUGUAUGGCGAUACAUCCCAAGGGCGAUAAUUUGUUGGUGUCCACGUAUGACAAAAAGAUGCUAUGGUUCGAUUUAGAUUUGUCCACGAAACCUUAUCAAACCAUUCGCUUACACAAAAAUGCCGUUCGAAGUGUUGCUUACCAUUUAAGAUAUCCCCUCUUUGCUUCAGCUAGCGAUGAUCAAUCAGUUAUUGUUUCACAUGGGAUGGUAUACAACGAUUUAUUACAAAAUCCAUUGAUUGUACCGCUGAAGAAAUUACAAACGCACAAGCCACACGAUGACUUUGGUGUUUUUGAUGUUGUUUGGCAUCCAACACAGCCAUGGCUCUUUUCAUCUGGUGCCGAUUCAACCAUUCGUUUAUACACAUAAAUUAUAGUUUCUUUUUUCAUGAAAUAUGGAAAUUUUAUCAUAUUUUUUUAGAUUUAAUAAAUAUUAUUUGAUAUUUGAAAAAUA
Molecule: messenger RNA, 2725 nt
Organism: Contarinia nasturtii (swede midge)
Lineage: Eukaryota; Metazoa; Arthropoda; Insecta; Diptera; Cecidomyiidae
Product: ribosome biogenesis protein BOP1 homolog
Exons: 7
Coding region: 140-2641 (833 amino acids)
Biological process (GO): maturation of LSU-rRNA from tricistronic rRNA transcript (SSU-rRNA, 5.8S rRNA, LSU-rRNA); ribosome biogenesis
Cellular component (GO): preribosome, large subunit precursor; PeBoW complex
Molecular function (GO): ribonucleoprotein complex binding; protein binding
Source: RefSeq, a predicted model, not a curated record